This is a messenger RNA of Chlamydomonas reinhardtii, 8106 nucleotides long. RefSeq lists its product as uncharacterized. The coding region runs from base 227 to 6685 and encodes 2152 amino acids. The transcript is spliced from 25 exons. NCBI's taxonomy places the organism in Eukaryota, Viridiplantae, Chlorophyta, Chlorophyceae, Chlamydomonadales, Chlamydomonadaceae. Gene Ontology annotation, molecular function: protein binding. The record is from RefSeq and is a predicted model, not a curated record.
CUAUUGUUUGUGAACGUGGACUUGAGUCGUGAAGAACCCAAAACCCGGACUUGUGGGUUGUGCACUAAACCGGAUUAUUGACGUCAAUAUUAAAGCAAGUGACUAUAACUUGACUGCUUAGGAUUUAGCAUGCGCUUGAAUCUGCGCUUUGUGUCCUGAAAGGGACACUUCAGAGCCUUGCUCCGCCUGCGCUCUGCUUGAAGCUGGAACAACUCAAGUUGGUUCCAUGGGCUGUGGCGCAUCGUCUUCGAAGGCCCAGCCAUGUCUACGGGCUUCUCAGGCUGCUGGCGUUCUAGCCCCGCAAAAGCGAACUCAGCAAGGCGAUGUUGCAGGCCCCGUGCCGGACACACCCACCUCCGCUGACAGCAACGAAGGCAAGCGCACAGGUGACCCCAGAACCCGUGCGAAGGCUAAGGCGCCCGCCACCAUUGCCACCAACAAUGCCAGCGGAAUUGCGGUGAUCAAGCAGAGUCCCAUUGAGGUUGGCAUGGCGAAACACGGCGUUGCCGUGCUCGGGGUGCUUGCCGCCGGCGUCGGCUGCAUCCCCGACCCCCUCGGCAUCAGCAGCGCCGUGAGCAAUGUCCUAAGCCUGAUGCAGCAGCGCGCGGAUGGCGCCGUCAGCAACACCAACAACUGCAAGAAGCUGCUGGAAGCCGCAGAUUGGAGCCAGCAGUGCCUGGCGGAGGUACAAGCCGCGCUGUCGUCGGAGCGCUUGGCGGAUGCGGGGCGGCGGGCGCUGGACGAGCAGCUGCAAGCAUUAGAGGUGGCGCUGCGCGACGCUUGCAGCUUCCUGGCCGAGUUUGGUGACAAGACAUUCUUUGGGCGGCUGGUUUCGGUGGGAGGCGAUAAGGAUGAAUUCGAGUUGCAUCACGAUGCCGUCACUCAGGCCACACAGCGGCUGGUACACACGCUGGCGCUCACCGCAGUCACCAAGCCGCCGCCGGUGUCCCGUUACGAGGAGGAGAGCGAGGAGCUGCGGGCAGCCAUCUGCGAGCUGGGCGGCAGCAGCGACGUGUGCGCAGCCCUGAUGGAGGUCAGGAAGCGAGGACUGCUGGGCAGCGCGCAACUCAAGGCCAAGCUCAGCGGGGCGCAUAAGUACAUGCUGUGUCUUAUGGAGGCCCGACUGGAGGAGGUCCUGGUAGAGGUGGGCCGCGUGCGGCUACCAGAGAUGCUGCCGCCCGGGCUGCAACACUUCUGGCACUACCAUUUCAACGCCGAGAGCGUGGCAUUUGAAAACUUCUUCUUCGCGGUGAAACUGGUCAUCCGGGACCACGUCUCCAGCCUGGUGGAAGCUAUCAGGGCACGUGCGAGACAGUUGGUUCAGGACACCAAGGCUGAGCUCGAGGUCCUCAUGCCCGUGCACGUGCCCAGCCCCCCAGCAGCAGCAGCAGCAGAAGGGCCCCCACACAUGAACAGCAACCCAGCUGAGCCGGCAACAACCCCUACGGCGGCGAGUGCUGAGCCUUCCGAGGAACAGGUGCAGGUGCUGCGGGCGCUGAUUAAGGCCAGUGUGGACGUCAACAACAAUGGACAGAUCCACAUGGACGAAUAUACACGCCUCUACCUUGUGUGCUGUGAGUGGGCGCACCUUGAUCAGGUGCCUCAGCCGGAAGAGGUGCCCGACUGCAUUGCCAUGCUGUGCCGCCACUGGGAGCCGGCGCAGCUGCUAGCGGCGGAGCAGGACCAGCUGCAGCAGCUGGAGGCUGUGCUGCGCCCCCUCAGGUUCGACACGGAUGUCUCCAACCUGCUCUCGCGCUUCCUGCCCGGCAGCCGGCAGUGGAUCUUCCAGGCGUUUGCGGACUGGCUGGCGCUUGGCAGCAAUCACCGGCAGGCGGCGGCGGCGGCUGGUGGGGAUGCGGCGGGCGGCAGCAGUGGCGACCUGGCGCAGAGGGCGAUGGUGUUGUACGGAGGACCGGGACUGGGCAAGUCGACCAUCGCGGCGGCGCUAGUCUGCAAGAAGGUUUUCAGACAGGAAGGUGGAGCAGCAGUAGCGGGCACGGCGGGCGGGGCGGCGGCAGCUGCCGCGGGUGGAGCGGACGCGGCUGCUGCCGUGGAGGCGUCUGCAGUGGUGGCGCACUACUUCUGCAAGCACACCGAUGUCGAGCGCUCCGACCCCAUACGGAUGAUGCGCACGCUGGCCUUCCAGUUGGCCGAGCGGAUCCCGGAGCUGCGCCCGCACAUGCUCACGCCGUCCUGCAGCAGCAACAGCGGCCUCGGCGGCCUGGGGGGCGGUGGCGGUGGUGGCCGCCGUGGCGGCGGCGGCCUGCUGGGUGGGCGGCCGCAGCAGCGGGUGGUGACGCCGGAUAUGCUGACCGCACGUGCCCUCGUGGUGGACUCGCUGCAAAACGUGGAGGAGGCGUUUCAGAAGCUGCUGCUGGAGCCGCUCAGCAACAUCAAGGAUGUCCUCCGCCGACGCGCUCAGCCGCUGGUGAUCAUUAUAGACGGCCUAGACGAGGUCGCGCUGGACGGAGCUGCGGGCGCGGGGGCAAGCGGCGGCGGCGGUGGCGGCGGGCUGGUGGGGCGGCAGAGCCCGCUGCUACGAGUGGUCUGUGAGCAGUUCAAGUACCUGCCCAAGGAAGUACGGUUCUUCAUCACGUCCCGACCGGAGGUGCACAUCCAGCGCGCCCUAGGCCGCGCCUUCAGCAAGCCGUUCACCAUCUGGCCAACCGACCCCCGCCACCAGGACGACCUCCGCCGCAUGAUCCAAACCCACAUCGCCGACAAACUGAUGUCAUCGGCGGCGGCGGCGGCGCAGCAGCGGGCGCAGCGAGCCCGGUCAACGGCUGCUAGGAAGGCGGCGGCGGUGCAGCAGCAGAAACAGACGCCGGAGGUAGCAGCGGUGCGAGCGAGGCUGCUGGUAAGGAAGGGGAUCCGUAACCGCCUGCUGGUGGUUCACGGCAGCGACCGGAAGCAGCAGCAACGGCCAGGCGGCAAGGCGGCAGCAGCACCGACGGGGGCGGCCGGCGAGGCUGAUGAGGAGGAGGACUGGCACGCGAGCGAGGAGGAGGUGGUGGCAGCGGUCGACCUGCUAUUACAGAAGAGCGAGGGCGCGUUUGUCUAUGUGGCCCGGCUGCUGGACGGGCUUCACGCCAGGCCACGCUGGACGCUGGCCGAGCUGUCGGCCUUCCCCCAGGGCCUGUACGGCACGUACGAGGAGUUCGUUAGUAAGCACGUGGGCGGCGGUGACAGCGCUGCGUUCCGGCGUGUACGGCGAAUGCUGUCCGUACUGAUGGCGGCGCAGGAGCCGCUACAGGUCAGCACGCUGACGUACGCGUGGCGCGCGAGCUGGAGCGGCGGCGCGCUGUGUCCGCCGCUAGCAGGUGGCGGCGGCGGCGGCGGCGGCUGGGGUGAUGGGGAGGCGCUGUCGGGUAGUGAUGUGCCGUACCAGGACGCCCUGGAUGACGUGAACGGCAUGCUGCGCAUGCUGGGCUCACUCUACACGCUGCGUGACGCGCGUGUCACGGUGUUUCACAAGUCCUUCCAUGACUGGCUGGCCACACGCUACGUCUCCACUGGCGGCGGCGGUGGCGGCGGGCAGCUGCAACAGGAGAAUGCGGAUGCGGGGCAGCAGGAGGAGUGGGCGGAGGAGGAGCGGGAUCGUAACGCCUACUACGUCAACCCACAGCCGGGCCACGCCGCGCUCGCAACGGCCAUGCUUCCCUUGGCGUCAUUCGUGGCUGCCGCCAGCCUGUCGCCGCCGCUGCUGCCGCCCACUGACGGCGCCUUCAGUGCCGAAGACCCGGCAGCGGCGGCAAGUGGCAGCGACGACGACGACGAUGACGAGGAGGAGGAGGAUGAGGAGGAGGAGGAGCAGGAGGAGGAGAGCGAUGGUGAUGGGGCAUCAUGGGGCAGCAGCAGCAGUGGCAGCGUGGCUGGGGCCCGGAGGGGACCCCCAGUGCUGCCAAGACGACCACCGCCGCCGCAGCCGCAUGCCGCCGCCAUUGGUGGCGGUGGCGGCGGUUGGAAACGACUACUGGGCACGAACGCGAUGGCGCGGCCGGGCUUCCGAAUGGGCAGCAUUGGAGGUCGAGACACGGAUGCCAUUAUGUUUCUGCCUGCCGCCUCAGCUAGGGCGCGCCUGCCGCACCAGCCAGGCGCGCAGCGCCGGAAAGCAGAGAAGGCGGCAGAGCUAGCGGAGCAGCAGCGGCGGCAGCGCGCGGCGGAGCAGGGGGCUGUGCGUGCGUAUGCAUGCAAGUUUGUGAUGCGGCACGUCGUGGAGGUGGCGGGCGGUGCCCAGGGCGGCGGCGGCGGUGGCCCGGCGGCGGCUCGAGCGCGUGCCACUGUGGACGCGUUGCUUCGGGAUUAUGGCUAUCUCGGGGCCGUCUUCGAGGCGGGUCACGGCCACACACUCAUAAGCAACCUGCUGGCACUGCCGGCGGGCUUCCGGUCGGGCUGGGCGGAGGACGUGCUCCGCUGGAUGCUUGUGUGCCAGGACAGUCUGUUCGGCGCGCACCGUGCGGCGGAUGUGAUGGCCGCGGCGCUGCGCUGUCCGGUGGGCACACAGGUGUUCGCCCUGGCACAGGAGCAGCAGAUGCAGCGAGCGAAGGCGGCAGCUGCGGCUGCAGCAGCUGCAGCGGCGGCCGCAGAGCACGAGGAGACGGAACGCAAGAAGGCGGCCAGAGGCGGCCGGGGCCCCGCGAGGGGCGCUUGGGGAGGCAGGGGCGCCGAUACAGGUGGAGGUGGAGGCAGCACGCCUCGGCAGUUCUGGCGCCUGCAGCGCCUGCUCGGCGGCAACACGGACUGGCCGGCAUUCAUGCUGGUCAUGGCGGGCCAUGCCAGCCACGUGGCGAGCUGCUCCUGGGACGCCAGCAGCAAGUGGCUGGCGAGCGGCAGCUGGGACGGCAGCGUGCGUGUGUGGGACGCGGCCAGCAGCGCGUGUAAUGCAACAUUCAAGGGCCACUCGGGCGACGUAACGUCCGUGCAGUGGUGCCCGGUCAAGGCCGCCAAACUGGGGAAGCUCGGCCGUCUGGCCCGAGUGCCACUGGCCAGCGCCAGCGCCGACGGCUCGCUACGCAUCUGGGACGUGGCGACUGGAGAGAGCGUGAAGCAGCUGCAGGGCCACGACGGAUCGGUCCUGGCCGUGGCCUGGAGUCCCGACGGCAGCAAGCUGGCCAGUGGCGGCCUCGACACGACCGUGAAAGUGUGGGACGCAGUAGGGGGCGCCUGCCUGCUGACGUUGACGGGGCACAGCGGGCGGGUGUGUGGCGUGGCUUGGAGUCCGGACGGGGCCAUGCUGGUCAGCGGCGGCUGGGACGGCGGGCUGCGGCUGUGGAAUGUGGAAGCGGGGGAGACGCCCAGCCGGUGCCUUACAAACAUGAAGGCGAACACUGAGGGCAAGCAGCCCGCGCGCGUGUUCGGUGUUGCCUGGAGUCCCGAUGGCAAGCAUCUGGCCGCUGCGUACGAGGACGCCGCGGUGCGCUUGUGGCCGGCUCGUGCCGGUGGCAUGGCCUGCUCUGCAACCUUCAAGGGGCAUACCGCGCCGGUCAAGAGCGUUGCCUGGAGUCCCGACAGCCAGAUGGUGAUGUCCGCUGGCUGGGACGGAAGCAUUCGGUUGUGGGACUCCAGGAGUGGUGGCUCGGUUGCGGUGUUGAAGGGGCACACGGGUGCCAUCUUCAGUGUGGCAUGGAGCCCCAACGGCCGCUGGCUGGGGUCCGCUGGCGGCGACCGGCUGCUGAGACUGUGGGACGCAGCGCGCGCUGUGGCGAGCGGGGAUCGCCUCAACCAGCAGGAGCACUCGGAGAAUGUCCGACAUGUGUCUUGGAGUCCGGACGGCCGCCGGGUCGCCAGCUGUAGCUGGAGGGGCUGUGUCCAGGUGUGGGACGCGGAGCCUGCUGCUCGAGAUGCCGGCGGCGGUGCGGUUGUCACCAGAGAAUGUGCAGUUCUGCUUGAGGGCCACACGGGUGUGGUGAUGGCGGUGGGCUGGAGCCCUGGUGCCCCGCAGUGGCUAGCCACAGGCAGCAGGGACCACACCGUGCGGGUGUGGGACGUCGGCGACUCCACCGCCGCCUGCAAACACACGCUCACGGGGCACACGGGCAUCGUGACGUGUUUGGCCUGGUCUGGUGACGGCAGCAAGCUGGCGAGCGGCAGUAGCGACAAAACGCUUCGGGUCUGGUCGGACCUGCAGCGGACCGGCGGCCGCGGCGGACCGGCGGCGGCACAAAAAGCUGUGAACGUUCUCAGGGGACACACGGCGCUGGUGCGGACCCUGGCGUGGGCGCCCGAUGGCAAGCUGCUCGCCAGUGGGGCCUGGGACUGCACUGUUCGGGUGUGGAACCCGUCCAGUGGCGGUUGCCUGAUGGCCAUUGAGAGUUCGGAUCGGCUGAUGUCGCUGGCCUGGGCACCGGACGGGAGCAUGCUCGCCAGCAGCAGCGGGCGCGACAAGGAUGGCAAGGUGCCGGUGGUGGUUUGCGAGAUGCUCUCGUCACGGGUGCUGUGCUCGCUUAAGGCACACAAAGAUUACAUCGCGCACAUGAGCUGGUCCCCCGACUCGUCCCAGCUCGCCACCGCCAGCUGGGACGGAGACGUCCGGCUGUGGCGGCCGCGCAGCAGCACCGAGUGCGUGGGAGCUCUGGAGGGGCACAUGGGUGCGGUGGCGGCGGUACAGUGGAGCGGCGACGGGCGACGCCUGGCGAGUGGCAGCUGGGACCACUCGCUGCGCGUGUGGGAGCUGGUGGAGUUGUAGCUAGCUAGGGGCGGGGCCAGACACGCGGCGGCACCGCAACCGUGUGCUGCGGCGAUCAGCUCCUUUGCUGGCGUCAGUGGCGGCGGCGCGCCAUCGCACGCUCUGCGGCCGCUCCCGCCGCCAACCCCAGGCGCCUCGUGCGUUGGCCUCUUCUCCUCAGCACGGGCUGUGGGAGCACACGUUGCGGGGCAGCCGAACUCCGCUGCCGGCGGAGGCGUUUGGCGAGGGCGGCGCGUCGUCAGCGGCAGUAGCCGCGCCGUCUGCGUCAGCAGUGGCAGUGGCAGCAGCUGCAGCUGCAGCCAAGUCGCCUACGGCGGGGGGCUUGGUGAAUGUGGUGUCGAUGCGGGCGUCUGCGGUGGCACCGGCAGUAGCAGCAGCUGAGGGGCCGACAGGUUAUUGGCAGUAGCAGCAGCAGGCGGCGGCGGCUGAUGGCGGAGGGCAACCAGCCGCAGAUCUAACGCCGUUUGUGGGAAUAUCCUUCUCGGACAUGAUGUCGUAGUGUAGAGAAUGAGGACUGAAGAUCUUGUUUUUGGUGCAUGGCCAGUAGCCGCGCCGCCUGCGUCCGCGGUCGCAGCGGCUGUAGCAGAUCCAGCAGAGCCAGGUCGCCUGCGGCGACGGGAUUGGUGAAUGUGUUGUCAAUGCCGCGGCACUGGCGCCGGCAGCAACAGCAGCUGAUGGGUCGGCAGGGUCGGCAGUAGCAGGUGGCGGCAGCCGGCCCAAUCUGAUGGCGGAGGGCAGCCAGCGUGGACAUGACGUACGGUAGUGGUGUAGAGAAUGAGAACUGGAGGUUUUGGUGCGUGGCCUACUCAGGGAUGGCUUAGGAGGUGGCUGUCCACGCAGGGCUUGUAUCUUCCAGGGGUGGGCCGCCGUCGCAUUUAAAGGGAUGGCUUGGGAGGUGGCUGUCCGAUGGCAUUCUGCCCUUGACGUGGUUUGGUGUUCUAGCAAAAUUGGAUGCAAGUUGAAGUCUGGUUGGACGGUGAUUCGGUGAUCUGCGGGCCCGCACGUGGGAUGACGAGUGCCAUGUUUGCUGCAUGUAGCAUGCAGUGUCCUACGCAACGGGCAGACGGACUUAAGGCUGCGCCUCCCAGCAGCAGUGCUUGCAUGCGGCGCAUGCAGGGGGGGUAGGGGGUAGGAACAAACUUUUUUGACCCCAUGCCACAAAACCUCCUGGUCGGUCGGGGGCCCGACCGACCGAACGACCGACCCCCCCUGCCGUACGACCCCCCAAAAACCCCUCAGAACCCCUUCGUUUUUUGUCAGGUUGAUGCCAAUCGACUGCUCUGGGUGAGCUCUAUCGCUAUGUUUGAUGAUCCGCCUUGGGAACACACUUUGACCAACCGACAUGUGGACAUGUGGACAUGUGGCCCGGCUGCCGACAAGUAUCCUGAUAGACUGGCCUGCUAUGCAACGUCUUACUUUAA